CAGCGGCCCGGAGCGAGCGCCAGCGCCACACAGCCCCGGGCCGCCGCCGAGCGCGCCGAGACGCCGAACAGGUGGCCGGAGGCUGCGGGCGCCGCGGCGGGGAGAGGCGAGGCGAGCCCCGGGCGAGGCGAGGCGAGGCGAGGGCGGCCGGGUCGGGCCGGGCAUGCUAGCCGAGCGGCCCCCCGGCGUCGCCGCCGCCUGCCCGCGCCCCUAGCCGCCAGCGCGCCCGAGUCCCCCGCGGCUCCCCCGCUCCCAGCGUCCCCGGCCCGGCAGCUCCGUCUGCGCUCGGCGAGGGGCGCGGGCCCGCCCGCGGCGGCGGCGGCAUGAAAGUGACCGUGUGCUUCGGACGGACCCGGGUGGUCGUGCCGUGCGGGGACGGCCACAUGAAAGUUUUCAGCCUCAUCCAGCAGGCGGUGACCCGCUACCGGAAGGCCAUCGCCAAGGAUCCAAACUACUGGAUACAGGUGCAUCGCUUGGAACAUGGAGAUGGAGGAAUACUAGACCUCGAUGAUAUUCUCUGUGAUGUAGCAGAUGAUAAAGACAGACUGGUAGCGGUAUUUGAUGAGCAAGAUCCACAUCAUGGAGGUGAUGGCACCAGUGCCAGCUCCACGGGUACCCAGAGCCCAGAGAUAUUUGGUAGUGAGCUUGCCACCAACAGCGUCUCAGCCUUUCAGCCUUACCAAGCAACAAGUGAAAUUGAGGUCACACCUUCAGUCCUUCGAGCAAAUAUGCCUCUUCAUGUUCGACGCAGUAGUGACCCAGCUCUAAUUGGCCUCUCCACUUCUGUCAGUGAUAAUAAUUUUUCCUCUGAAGAGCCUUCAAGGAAAAAUCCCACACGCUGGUCAACCACAGCUGGGUUCCUCAAGCAGAACACUGCUGGGAGUCCUAAAACUUGCGACCGGAAGAAAGAUGAAAACUACAGAAGCCUCCCACGGGAUACUAGUAACUGGUCUAACCAAUUUCAGAGAGACAAUGCUCGCUCGUCUCUGAGUGCCAGUCACCCAAUGGUGGGCAAGUGGCUGGAGAAGCAAGAACAGGAUGAGGAUGGGACAGAAGAGGAUAACAGUCGUGUUGAACCUGUUGGACAUGCUGACACGGGUUUGGAGAACAUGCCCAACUUUUCUCUGGAUGAUAUGGUAAAGCUCGUACAAGUCCCCAACGAUGGAGGGCCUCUGGGAAUCCAUGUAGUGCCUUUCAGUGCUCGAGGCGGCAGAACCCUGGGGUUAUUAGUAAAACGAUUGGAGAAAGGUGGUAAAGCUGAACAUGAAAAUCUUUUUCAUGAGAAUGAUUGCAUUGUCAGGAUUAAUGAUGGCGACCUUCGAAAUAGAAGAUUUGAACAAGCACAACAUAUGUUUCGCCAAGCCAUGCGUACACCCAUCAUUUGGUUCCAUGUGGUUCCUGCAGCAAAUAAAGAGCAGUACGAACAACUAUCCCAAAGUGAGAAGAACAAUUAUUAUUCAAGCCGCUUUAGCCCUGACAGCCAGUAUAUUGACAACAGGAGUGUGAACAGUGCAGGGCUUCACACGGUGCAGAGAGCACCCCGACUGAACCACCCGCCUGAGCAGAUAGACUCUCACUCACGACUACCUCAUAGCGCGCACCCCUCGGGAAAACCGCCAUCCUCUCCGGCCCCAGCACCUCAGAAUGUAUUUAGUACGACUAUAAGCAGUGGUUAUAACACCAAAAAAAUAGGCAAGAGGCUUAAUAUCCAGCUUAAGAAAGGUACAGAAGGUUUGGGAUUCAGCAUCACUUCUAGAGACGUAACGAUUGGUGGCUCAGCUCCAAUCUAUGUGAAAAACAUCCUCCCCCGGGGGGCGGCCAUUCAGGAUGGCCGACUUAAGGCAGGAGACAGACUUAUAGAGGUAAAUGGAGUAGAUUUAGCGGGCAAAUCCCAAGAGGAAGUUGUUUCCCUGUUGAGAAACACCAAGAUGGAAGGAACUGUGAGCCUUCUGGUCUUUCGCCAGGAAGACGCCUUCCACCCAAGGGAACUGAAUGCAGAGCCAAGCCAGAUGCAGAUUCCAAAAGAAACGAAAGCAGAAGAUGAGGAUAUUGUUCUCACACCUGAUGGCACCAGGGAAUUUCUGACGUUUGAAGUCCCACUUAAUGAUUCAGGAUCUGCAGGCCUUGGUGUCAGUGUCAAAGGUAACCGGUCAAAAGAGAACCACGCAGAUUUGGGAAUCUUUGUCAAGUCCAUUAUUAAUGGAGGAGCAGCAUCUAAAGAUGGAAGGCUUCGGGUGAAUGAUCAACUGAUAGCAGUAAAUGGAGAAUCCCUGUUGGGCAAGACAAACCAAGAUGCCAUGGAAACCCUAAGAAGGUCUAUGUCUACUGAAGGCAAUAAACGAGGAAUGAUCCAGCUUAUUGUUGCGAGGAGAAUAAGCAAGUGCAAUGAGCUGAAGUCACCUGGGAGCCCCCCUGGACCCGAGCUACCCAUUGAAACAGCGUUGGAUGAUAGAGAACGAAGAAUUUCCCAUUCCCUCUACGGUGGGAUUGAGGGGCUUGAUGAAUCGCCCAGCAGAAAUGCUGCCCUCAGUAGGAUAAUGGGUGAGUCAGGUAAAUACCAGCUGUCCCCUACAGUGAAUAUGCCCCAAGAUGACACUGUCAUUAUAGAAGAUGACAGGUUGCCAGUGCUUCCUCCACAUCUCUCUGACCAGUCAUCUUCCAGCUCCCAUGACGAUGUGGGGUUCGUGACGACAGAUGCUGGUACCUGGGCCAAGGCUGCAAUCAGUGAUUCAGCCGACUGCUCUUUGAGUCCAGAUGUUGAUCCAGUUCUUGCUUUUCAACGAGAAGGAUUUGGACGUCAGAGUAUGUCAGAAAAGCGCACAAAGCAAUUUUCAGAUGCCAGUCAAUUGGAUUUCGUUAAAACACGAAAAUCAAAAAGCAUGGAUUUAGGUAUAGCUGACGAGACUAAACUCAAUACAGUGGAUGACCAGAAAGCAGGUUCUCCCAGCAGAGAUGUGGGUCCUUCCCUGGGUCUGAAGAAGUCAAGCUCAUUAGAGAGUCUGCAGACUGCAGUUGCCGAGGUGACUCUGAAUGGGGAUAUUCCUUUCCAUCGCCCACGGCCGAGGAUAAUCAGAGGCAGGGGAUGCAAUGAGAGCUUCAGAGCUGCCAUCGACAAAUCUUAUGAUAAGCCUGCGGUAGAUGAUGAGGACGAAGGCAUGGAGACCUUGGAAGAAGAUACAGAAGAAAGUUCAAGAUCAGGGAGAGAGUCUGUAUCCACAGCCAGUGAUCAGCCUUCCCACUCUCUGGAGAGACAAAUGAAUGGAAACCAAGAGAAAGGUGAUAAGACUGAUAGAAAAAAAGAUAAAACUGGAAAAGAAAAGAAGAAAGACAGAGAUAAGGAGAAGGAUAAAAUGAAAGCCAAGAAGGGCAUGCUGAAGGGCUUGGGAGACAUGUUCAGGUUUGGCAAACAUCGAAAAGAUGACAAGAUUGAGAAAACGGGUAAAAUAAAAAUACAGGAAUCCUUUACGUCAGAAGAGGAGAGGAUUCGAAUGAAGCAGGAACAGGAGAGGAUUCAAGCCAAAACUCGAGAAUUUAGGGAGCGACAGGCCAGGGAGCGUGACUAUGCUGAAAUCCAAGACUUUCAUCGGACGUUUGGCUGUGAUCAUGAGUUGAUGUAUGGGGGAGUUUCUUCUUACGAAGGUUCCAUGGCUCUCAAUGCUAGACCUCAGAGCCCACGAGAAGGUCAUUUGAUGGAUGCUUUGUAUGCUCAAGUCAAAAAGCCGCGGAAUUCCAAACCUUCACCUGUAGACAGUAACAGAUCAACUCCUAGCAACCAUGAUCGGAUACAGCGUCUGAGGCAAGAAUUUCAACAAGCAAAGCAGGAUGAAGAUGUAGAAGAUCGUCGUCGGACUUACAGCUUUGAGCAACCCUGGCCGAACGCACGGCCGGCGGCGCAGAGCGGGCGGCACUCGGUGUCCGUGGAGGUGCAGAUGCAGCGGCAGCGGCAGGAGGAGCGCGAGAGCUCUCAGCAGGCGCAGCGCCAGUACAGCUCUCUGCCCCGGCAAAGCAGGAAAAAUGCCAGCUCGGUCUCCCAGGACUCUUGGGAGCAGAACUACUCCCCUGGGGACGGCUUCCAGAGUGCCAAAGAGAACCCCAGGUACUCCAGCUACCAAGGUUCCAGGAACGGCUACCUGGGAGGACACGGCUUCAACGCCAGGGUCAUGCUGGAAACGCAGGAGCUCCUUCGCCAGGAACAGAGGCGGAAGGAGCAGCAGAUGAAGAAGCAGGCUCCUUCCGAGGGGCCCAGCAAUUAUGACUCAUAUAAGAAAGUCCAGGACCCCAGUUACGCCCCUCCCAAGGGGCCCUUCCGGCAAGACGUGCCCCCAUCCCCUUCUCAGGUGGCGAGGCUGAACAGACUUCAGACUCCUGAGAAAGGGAGGCCCUUCUAUUCCUGAGCACGCGGAGAACGGAUGCUUCAUGUCACGCAAUAAAAGACAUUUUCCUAUGAAGACUUGUAUUUUGGGAGUUUUUUUAAAACCUCGAUGGUACUAUGGAGUAUUUCUGUUGUUGGUAUCAGUGCCUUUAAGCGGUGUAGGCAAAGAAACGGAAGGCCUUAAUGUCUGUGCCACUAUGUCUCAAGUGUCUGUUCUGUGGAAGGAUUUCCCACCCUGUGACAAUCAUCUGUUCCAGGCGUUCACGUGCUCUGAGCCUCUCCACGGUCCCAGGAGUCUCGGCCCGACUCAUGAGCUGACCGCGCAUGGUGACGACAUCCAUUGCAGCGACACACUGGCCUGGAGUGGAGGCUGCUGUGCGGUCCUGCUUUUCCUUCUACGUUCUCUUACCUGUGAGGCGACAUCUCAGUCUCUGGUGGAGGAAAAGUGGGCGACAUACAGCAAGACCUGGGGCUGUGCGGUACAUCACAGCACAGCCGUUUGUUGUUCUUUGUUGUCUGUGGUUUCCUCUUUUCUUUCCCAGCUCCUUGUGAUGGGAGAGUUGUUCCUCCUGUUACAGAAGCUAAGCCAUAGUCCAGCAUCGUCUGGUUACCAUGGGGGUCCUUUUGUAACUGCCUUAUAACUCAACAUUACCAAUAAAGCGAUGAUCCUAGUCUGCGUUUAUACAUAUACUUGUUCAGUCCUGUUCCUCACACGUGGGUUGAGUCACCACAGCUCAGCGUGGGGAACGUGGGAGACGGGAGUGGCUCCUGCUGGGGGAAGCUGGGCCGGCCAUUGGCCCUGUGUCUGUCAUGAGGGGAGAGCUAAGAAAGGAAUUCUCCUAGGAAGAGCUCAUGGCCCAGUACAUCCCAGUAAUUAUUUUAAUUAGUUUUUGUUCUGACAGCUUGUCAGGAAGGGCACAGGAUGGGACAGAGAUGAACCAGACAGUCAUUUUGAUCUGCUCUCUAUGGUUUUUCAAGCCACAGGCAGUUGAUGCUUGUCUAAUGCAUCCACACACUACAUCUCUGCCUGACGAUGCCGCGCUCCUAAGUCAUUCUGCCAUUAAACACAAAAGACAAUAAAGGCAAAGCUCUUACGCAUCACACAGAGAACAUUUUCGGGUCCCACAACAGCGGUGGCAGGAAGCUCACUCUCACGUCAGUAUUUGGGGGUAUGUGUGGGUCUCGGGGACCUCGGUGGCUCCCGUCUUCCUUCAUCGUUCUGAACAUCCUGUAUUGUAAACCGUGGCUGGGCUGCUGAAGUGCCUGUGAAUCCCGAUGUGGAAGAAGCUGGAGAUGAAAGCUCAGCAUACCCUGUAUUCACAAAAACAGAAAAAGACAUGUAUGGAUAUGCCUUUUUUUUUUUACUGGCACAUUGUAUUUUUGUGUUGACUUGUUUUUAGAAAUGAUGUGAGGUGUCUGCACACAUACCUGUGUCUCUUCUGCAUUUCUGUGUCAUGGUUCUGUUUCUUAAAAAUGUGCAGCGGUGUCUAAGUGGUGUUACCAGUGUACGCGCAGUGACCUUGGAUGACAGUGGCUCUUCUCACAGCCUCCCCUGAGCUGUAAGAAACAGCUUUCUCUGUACAUACGCGAAUCCUAAUAAAAGGCAUAUUUCUUCCUGUU
Cebus imitator (Panamanian white-faced capuchin) is the source of this 5992-nucleotide messenger RNA. It is a transcript of the gene PARD3, whose product is annotated as par-3 family cell polarity regulator. The coding region runs from base 324 to 4394 and encodes 1356 amino acids. Gene Ontology annotation, biological process: establishment or maintenance of epithelial cell apical/basal polarity; microtubule cytoskeleton organization; establishment of centrosome localization. The transcript is spliced from 25 exons. Gene Ontology annotation, cellular component: adherens junction; cell cortex; apical plasma membrane. NCBI's taxonomy places the organism in Eukaryota, Metazoa, Chordata, Mammalia, Primates, Cebidae. The record is from RefSeq and is a predicted model, not a curated record. Gene Ontology annotation, molecular function: protein binding; phosphatidylinositol binding.